CUGAACUCAAUAUCAUGAUUUAGUGUAUAUGAGGAGUUGUGUGGGCCAACCGGGAGCCUGCUAUUGGCCAGGUUGUGUUGUGUCAGGUGAUGACAUGUGGCUCUUAACCAGCUCAAGUUAACCACAACUCAUUUUGAGUUCAGUCAACCAAGUGUCCAGAUGUCAAGACCCCAGUCUGUUGUUCUUCUCGUUUGGAGCUGGUAGCAUUAGCUGUUUCUCUCGGGCUGAACCUGUCCUCGUAUCCAGCAUGAACUGGGCAUCGUUUUACGCGGUGAUCAGCGGUGUGAACAGGCACUCGACAGGCAUCGGCCGCAUCUGGCUGUCGGUCAUCUUCAUCUUCAGGAUCAUGGUGCUGGUGGUGGCGGCCGAGAGCGUGUGGGGCGAUGAGAAGUUGGGCUUCACCUGUAACACCCAGCAGCCAGGCUGUGACAGCGUGUGCUACGACCAGUUCUUCCCCAUCUCUCACAUCCGCCUCUGGGCUCUGCAGCUCAUCCUGGUGUCCACGCCGGCCCUGCUGGUGGCCAUGCACAUCGCUCACUGCCGGCACAUCGAGAAGAAGAUCCUCAAGAUCUCCGGCCGAGGGAACGCCAAGGACCUGGAGAACAUCAAGAGCCUGAGGUUCAAGAUCACCGGUGCUCUGUGGUGGACUUACGUGAUCAGCAUCGUCUUCCGUAUCAUUUUCGAGGUGGUUUUCUUGUACAUUUUUUACUCGAUCUAUCCAGACAUCAAGAUGGUGCGUCUUGUGAAGUGUGACUCUUACCCCUGUCCCAAUACAGUGGACUGUUUCGUGUCACGUCCCACAGAGAAGACGGUCUUCACUGUCUUCAUGCUGGCCGUGUCUGGAGUCUGUGUCUUGUUGAACAUCGCAGAGGUUUUGUAUUUAAUAAGUCGGGCGUGUAUGAGAUAUUUUCAGGGAGCAGUGGGUGAACCCAAAGUGCCCUGGCUCCCUCAUAAACUGGUGACUUACAAGCAGAACGAAAUAAAUCAGCUGAUCUCAGAGCAUUCGUUCAAGCCGAGAUUCAAUGCUGGGCGAAAGCCUCCCGCGGAUAAGAGCGAACGCUGCUCUGCUUUCUAGAUGGGUUUCUACCAACUAUCAGACUUUAAGGGAAGACGUAUGUCUGUAAUCAUAUUAAUCGAUUGUCACUCUACAGAACCGACUCCAAAUAUGUUGGGACACUGUACAAAUUGUGAGCAAAAAAUGAAUGUAAUAAUUUACAAAUCCCAUAAACUUGUAUUUUAUUCACAAUAG
Messenger RNA from Carassius auratus (goldfish), 1249 nucleotides. Its product is annotated as gap junction beta-1 protein-like. Gene Ontology annotation, cellular component: connexin complex. Gene Ontology annotation, biological process: cell-cell signaling. Lineage: Eukaryota; Metazoa; Chordata; Actinopteri; Cypriniformes; Cyprinidae. Gene Ontology annotation, molecular function: gap junction channel activity. The transcript is spliced from 2 exons. The record is from RefSeq and is a predicted model, not a curated record. The coding region runs from base 248 to 1075 and encodes 275 amino acids.